AUGUCAGAAGAUUUAGCUAAGCAAACUGAGGAAAUUUCAUUGGAGAACAAGGAUACUGUUUUAUCUGAUAAGGAAGAAUUUACUGUCAAACAUCCUUUAAACAGUAGAUGGACAUUAUGGUAUACGAAACCGCAAGUCAAUAAGAAUGAAAACUGGCAUGAUCUUUUAAAACCUGUAAUUACAUUUUCUUCGGUCGAAGAAUUUUGGGGAAUUUAUAAUUCUAUCCCACCUGCCAAUCAAUUACCUUUAAAAUCCGAUUAUCAUUUGUUUAAAGAAGGUAUCAAGCCUGAAUGGGAAGAUGAGAAAAACUCCAAAGGUGGGAGAUGGCAAUAUUCUUUUUCAAAUAAGCGCGAAGUGGGCGCUGCUAUAAAUGACUUAUGGUUACGUGGAUUAUUAUCAGUCAUUGGCGAAACAAUUGAAGAUGACGAGGAAGAAGUUAAUGGUAUUGUUUUGAACAUUAGAAAGCAAGCAAUCAGAAUUGGAAUUUGGACCAAGGAUUGUGAUGAGGCGAAGUUAAGGACCGUGGGUGAAAGAUUAAAGAAAGUGUUGAGAUUAGCUGAUGAUCAAAAGGUGGACUUUAUGUCCCAUGAUGAUUCCAAUAAGAAGGGUUCUGAACCACAAAUUUUAUUGUAA
Messenger RNA from Priceomyces carsonii, 633 nucleotides. RefSeq names its product translation initiation factor eIF4E (gene EIF4E). Gene Ontology annotation, cellular component: eukaryotic translation initiation factor 4F complex; cytoplasm. The record is from RefSeq and is a predicted model, not a curated record. The transcript has a single exon. The coding region runs from base 1 to 633 and encodes 210 amino acids. Gene Ontology annotation, biological process: translational initiation. Lineage: Eukaryota; Fungi; Ascomycota; Pichiomycetes; Serinales; Debaryomycetaceae. Gene Ontology annotation, molecular function: translation initiation factor activity; RNA 7-methylguanosine cap binding.